Messenger RNA from Zingiber officinale, 2408 nucleotides. RefSeq names its product pentatricopeptide repeat-containing protein At3g29230-like. NCBI's taxonomy places the organism in Eukaryota, Viridiplantae, Streptophyta, Magnoliopsida, Zingiberales, Zingiberaceae. The transcript has a single exon. Gene Ontology annotation, molecular function: protein binding; RNA binding. The record is from RefSeq and is a predicted model, not a curated record. Gene Ontology annotation, biological process: RNA modification. The coding region runs from base 133 to 1893 and encodes 586 amino acids.
CAUUUCUCAUUAUUUUAUAAUCCUCAAAUUAUUAAAAUUUUACAUAAUAAAGAAUGACAAUUAUAAGCGGUAUUUUGAGAAUUCUAAAAUUUGGAGUAGUUUAAAAUAUUGCGCAUCCUCUUUCCUUGCGCCAUGGCCGCAUCCUUCUCCAACCUUCUCUCCCUGCUUCACAAAGCCGCCGCCGCCUCCCAAGUCCUCCAGAUCCACGCGCAGCUUGUCGCCGCAUCCCUCGUGCACCGUCCCUCGGUAGCAAGUCGCCUCCUUUACGCCGUCUGCGAGCUCCCCGGCGGCGCCUUUCCCGCCCGCAUCCGGCCCUCCUAUGCCGAUCUCGUCUUCUCCCAUAUUCCCCGCCCCAACGCCUUCGCCUGGAACAAUAUCAUCCGCUUCCACGCUCGGUCCUCCUCCCCGAUCAAGGCCCUUCUGACCUUCGCCCGGAUGCGUCAAAAUCGCGUCUUGGCCGACCAUUACACGUACCCCUUCGUCCUCAAGGCCUGCUCCUUGGUGCCCGGACUCGACGAAGGGGGAUCUGUUCACGGGAGCGCUCUCAAGGAAGGAUUCGCCGAAGACUCCUUCGUGGUGAACGGAUUGAUCAACUUUUACUGCAAGCGCGGAGAGAUCGCCUCCGCUCGGAAGCUGUUCGAUGGAUCUCGGUUCAAGGAUUUGGUAUCGUGGAACUCUCUGAUGACUGGAUAUGUGGAUCGCGGGGACGCAUCGGAGGCUCGGAAGCUGUUCGACGCGAUGCCGGAGAGGGAUGCGUUCUCCUGGACGAUCUUGAUCGACGGAUACGGGAAGAAGGCAGGGGAUGUCGGCCGCGCUCGAGAGCUGUUCGAUGAAAUGCCCAACAAAGACGUUGCCUGCUGGAAUUCCAUGAUCGAUGGGUAUGUUGGAGGGGGCAUGAUAGGCCCUGCCAGACAACUGUUCGACGAAAUGCCACAAAGAAAUGUAGUGUCUUGGAGCAUUCUUAUCCAUGGCUACGUGCGAUGUGGAUACCCAAAACAAGCUUUGGAGCUCUUCCAGCGGAUGCUCGUUGAAGGAAUUAGAACUGAUCAAGUCUGUGCAGUAGGUGUCAUUUCUGCAUGUUCGCAGUUGGGUGCUCUUGAUCAAGGUCGAUGGAUACACUCCUACCUGAAGAAGAACACUGGAUUGCUGGACGGUGUCACGGAAACAGCGCUGGUCGAUAUGUACAUGAGAUGCGGGGACUUGCAGCAGGCCCGGUUGAUCUUCGACCGAAUGCCAAAGCGGAGCGUGGUGACAUGGAACGUGAGCAUGGUAGGACUCGGCAUCCAUGGUUUUGGAGCUGAAGCUCUCGAGCUUUUCCACCAGAUGGAGAAAGGAGGGGUUCCAAUGGAUGAUCUGACUUUCGUCGCUGUCCUAACAGGCUGUGCUCACACUGGUUUGGUUGACGAGGGGCGGUGCAUCUUUGAGAGGAUGAGGAGCGAUUUCGGGAUAGAGCCAAAGGCCGAGCAUUACGGCUGCUUGGUGGACCUCCUCGGCAGGGCAGGGCUGCUGCAGGAAGCUAGACGAGUGAUCGAGACGAUGCCGACGGAGCCAACUGCAAGCAUUUGGGGUUCACUUCUCGCAGCCUGUCGAGUCCAUCAGUGCACUGAGCUAGCAGAGGCUGCAGUUGAGCAGUUGAGGAAGGUAGGGGCAGACGACGGGGGAGUGUAUGUGCUGAUAUCAAACAUAUAUGCAGCAGAGGGGAAGUGGAACGAGGCAUCAUUGAUAAGGAGAUCGAUGAGCUGCAGAGGAAUGGAGAAAGUGAUUGGGAGGAGUGCAGUGGAGGUGGAUGGUUGUGUUCAUGAGUUUGUCAAUGGAGAUACUUCACAUCCUUGCAAAGCGCAAGUUUAUGCAGUUCUGUGUGAGCUAUCCAGGGCAAUGCUUCCUAAGAGAUAGUAAAUGAGGCUACAAAAUAACAAAAGGAACACUCGGUUAGUAUUUAAGGCAAAAGAGUAGAUGUCAAUACAGAAAGAAACAAGGCACAAGAACUUGCCAUAUGGUGAUUGCAUGCUACAUAUCAUCAAUAUCUGUACAAUGUGUCAGCACAGCAGCUCCAGGAACUAGCAAAAGAAACAGGUUUUUUUUUUUAAAGAGAUUUUUUUUUUCUACAUUGGAUCAAUGAUGAGCUAUCCUAAAUAAUCAAUACAAAUUACAAGCUGAGGAAGCUGUACAUGUGGGGAAAUGCUACUUCAAACAAAAGGGCAAACUCUCCACAAGCUAAAAGAGGGUGGGCUCUAUGUGAGAGAGAACAAAAGAAUUUUGUCAAUGGACGCACCAGGAAUGUCGUGAGGGCUAUAGAAGCAUGUUGUUGCUGCACGCUUGGUCUGUCAGCCUUGAAACACUGCCGGCCUGGUCUUGAGCCAGUGCAUCAUCUCCUUGUCUAAUGGACACUUAUUGAGGGCAGCGUCCAG